Branchiostoma belcheri (Belcher's lancelet) is the source of this 2707-nucleotide messenger RNA. RefSeq lists its product as uncharacterized. Gene Ontology annotation, biological process: regulation of apoptotic process. The record is from RefSeq and is a predicted model, not a curated record. The coding region runs from base 344 to 2707 and encodes 787 amino acids. NCBI's taxonomy places the organism in Eukaryota, Metazoa, Chordata, Leptocardii, Amphioxiformes, Branchiostomatidae. The transcript is spliced from 3 exons. Gene Ontology annotation, molecular function: ADP binding.
CGACAGGACAAACAUCGAUGACGCCUGCACCGCCUGGGCACAGAAAAAGUACGGUUCAAGGUGCAAAGUUGUGUCGGUCGACACCAAGGAUUUCAAAGUCAGUGAGGAAAACACCCACUACAGAGAGAGCGGCAAAAAAGAACGCAGCUCAGUUACACGUAGGCGCAAGACAUUUCCCAACAAAACGAGUACCUCUAUUCCUCGAGAAAUCAAAGACCAAAGCGCUACAAAAUACUCCUGUGGCUGGACUAGAACGAAAGGGUAUCAGGUUUCUGGAGACCUGUCUGUUAAUGUUGGACUACCUGCAGCGGUGGGUUUGAAACUAGGGGGGAAGUUGCAGCAUAUGCGCUCUAACACAAGGACAGAGAUAUCAGGCAUAGAUAAAACCUCUGAACAGGUGACGAAGUUUGAGCAGCCUCCCUGGUCAACAUGGCUCACCGAAACAGUCACAACACAGAAGGUCGUCAAAAUGCCUUAUACACAAGUCCUCCGCCUGGAGGGGACACUUUCAAUCACUCUGCAGAGGGCAAAUAGGAAGACAAAAACCGAAUUAGUGGACGUGGUUGACCUCUACCCGGGAGAAAAGGUUGAGACGGACGCAGGAGGAAAGAGGAGCGUCAGACUCACUAAUGAAGGGAUGUUUGAAGCCACUACAGAAAUGGACGAAGAAGUCACAGUAGAAGAACCAGGUCCCGACGAGUUGAUGAUGCUGAAGCACAACGAUCUGCUGAGGAACAACAGGGAGAAGAUUGUGGAAGAGGUGAAGGACCAGCGCGCCCUCUCCGAGCUGCUGGAGGUAAUGUCUUCACAAAAAGUUGUUUCAGAGGAACAGGUUCAAACUAUAUCUCAGAGUCAAUCUGUUAAAGAAGGCGUGGAUAAGCUUGUAGGUGUGUUAGAAAAGGCAGAGCCUGAGAAAUUCUUAGUAUUUUUAGACAUUCUCCAGAGAGAGGGGUACAGUGAACUUGUAGAGUUGCUAGAUCCUAGGGGGAUGUAUCCUGAUAGUGUUAGGCACAUAUCAAACCUUAGUGGUGUGGUGGAUCACUAUUUUGUCACCAAGAAAGUAAGUGAGGUCAAGGAUAGCCUAGAGUCAGGCAGGGGAGUCAUCCUUCACGGCAUGCCUGGGUCAGGGAAAACAGAAAUGGCAUAUAAAGUGGCCGGUGAUUAUGCAAGAGUUCACCCUCAUUCGGUAGUUUGGGUGAUAGAUGGAAGUUCAGAAGAGAAGAUCAAUGAAGGGAUGGCAAACCUAAAACAGAGGUUGAGUGGGGAUACCAAUGUUGAUAACAACAUGUUUCAAAGCCUUUUGUCUCGCUGGAAGCAUUUUGUCCUCCUCAUAAAUGACCUGUCCCCAACAGUCGCAAUCCCGAUAGAAAUAUUGAGCUCCUCUGCAAAAAUGGUCAUCACAACACAAGAUUCGCUCAUAGAAUUUGGAGAUGUUGCAAAAAUCCCAAUAGAUGGAUUCAUGGAAAAGGAAGCAGUCGAGUUCCUAUCCCCAAAGAUGCCACCGGGAACUACUGAAGAACAGAUGAGGGAUCUCGCCAACCUCUUCAGCUGUUUGCCUCUCGGGCUAGCAGCAGCCCGAGCCUCCAUCCAUCGGGGUAAGAUGACAGUGGAAGAGUACAAGCAGCAGCUACAUGGUAGAAGAGAAGUUCUAGAGGAAGUAAUGAGCAGAGAGGACAACUGGCUUCAGAUGCACUACAGGAAGGAACAUCAAGAAGCAGCCAGGAACAUCUUUGCAGCCCUACAACUGGUUAUAGACAAGUUGGAUGAUCAGUGUAAGUCAGGAGAGGAGAGAAAGUGCAUGAUCAUGCUGCAGCCAUGUGCCUUUUUGGACUCCAACAACAUUCCGGUUCUGAUGCUGAAAAGUGCUUUGGAAAGUCCAACGAUAGGCGCUGAUGCAUACUUCACGGAAAGGAUGAGGAUGUACUCUCUUGGCAACACUGAGGGUGCAGGAGUCAAACGUCGUUUGUCCAUCCACAGUGUCACACAAAUGGCCCUCCGUCUCCAUAUGGAGCAAGAACAACAAAGAACAUGCAUCAACAAACUUCUGCAAAUACUUGUCAAGUUCUUUGUGAAGGAUUUGACGUAUUCAGAGACUCAUAAAUUCAGCUUGGAGCUGAUGCCACACGUGGAGGCUGCUCUGAAGCAUGCGGAUAAGCUGAAGCUGAAACUGGGUGCUGAAUAUCCCCUGAUGAAGGCCAGGCUCCUGAUGGUGUACGGACAUCUGCUCAUACAGAAGGGAACUCCAGACUUGUCUAGGAAAUACCUGGAAGAAGCCAAGGAAAGUUUGCUGCAGUUUGCAGACAUACUUUCUGCGGAAAGUGUGGAAAGAAAUCCAGAUUACCACACCACUUCAAAAGAGCUGUACCAGUCACUUGCCGAUAAGAGCAAAUCCUUGGAAGAUGGCUUCUUUAAAGAAACGGUGAUAAGACGGACCAUCACUAAGCAAAACCUCAGAGCUGUACGUGACAAACUUGGCGCCGAGCACAGCACAACUCGCAAAUUGGAAAACAUGGUGGGGAAUUUUGAGCCCCUCACCAAGGAGAUGUACAACAUGCUAGUCAAGAGCGACUUGGCUAUUCCUGUAGAGAAACUUAAGAGGAUAUUCCUCCCAGAGCUGUAUAUUUCCAUACUGUUCACACUCAGUAAAGCUAUUUUAGACUUGACAUUACAUUAUUCUGAUCGUCCUUCUACCGACUGGCGCUGUUAA